Messenger RNA from Hyaena hyaena (striped hyena), 1089 nucleotides. RefSeq names its product gap junction protein delta 4 (gene GJD4). The record is from RefSeq and is a predicted model, not a curated record. The coding region runs from base 1 to 1089 and encodes 362 amino acids. Gene Ontology annotation, biological process: cell communication. The transcript is spliced from 2 exons. Gene Ontology annotation, cellular component: connexin complex. Lineage: Eukaryota; Metazoa; Chordata; Mammalia; Carnivora; Hyaenidae.
AUGGAACGUUUGGACCUUCUGGGAUUCCUUCUCAUCACCUUCAACUGCAACAUGACCAUCGUGGGGAAGGUCUGGCUUAUCUUCAUGAUACUGCUGAGGAUGGUGGUGAUCAUCUUGGCAGUCUCCCCCGUGUACCAAGACGAGCAGGAGAGGUUUGUGUGCAACACUCUGCAGCCGGGAUGCGCCAAUGUUUGCUAUGACAUCUUCUCCCCAGUGUCCCAGCUGCGGUUCUGGCUGAUCCAGAGUCUGUCGGUGCUCCUCCCUUCUGCUGUCUUCAGCGUCUACGUGCUGCACAGGGGGUCAGUGCUGGCCGCCCGCGGACUCUGCUGGCCGGACCGCGGUCCCGGGGACCCUGACCCCGCUGACCUGAGCCCCGGGGACAGGGAGCGGUGCCACCUGGCCGUGCCAGACUUCUCCUCUGGCUACAUCGUCCACCUCUUUCUUCGGAUGCUGACCGAGGCAGCUUUUGGUGCCUCGCACUACCUCCUCUUCGGAUUCUUGGUCCCAAAGAGAUUCUCUUGCACGCACUCUCCGUGCACCAGCGUGGUGGACUGUUACGUCUCCAGGCCCACGGAGAAGUCCAUUAUGAUGCUUUUCAUGUGGGCGGUCAGUGCGCUGUCGCUGGUGCUCAGCUUGGCCGACCUUGUCUGCAGCGUGCACUGGAGGAUGGGCGCGCGCUUGCGCGCAGCCGCCCCUGCCCCCGGCCGUCAGCCUGCGCAGAGCGGGGGCUCGAGGCCGGGUCAGGCGGCCAGCAACGCAGGUGGGUGGGCGGAGGUGGGAGUGCCAGUCCACCCCGGCCCGUGGGCUGCAGGGGAGGGUGCCGACAGCCCUAGAGGCAAGUCUGCCGCGUCCGUGCGGACAGGGCCUCCUGAUGAAGAGGACAGUGACGUGAUGUCCUCGGCCAGCAAAGAGCCGGGGAGCAGGCCCCACAGAGAAGCCUCUGGGGACUCAAGGGACGAGGGUCCCACAAAGUCAGAGGAGCACCCUUUGGCACCACGGAGCCCGCCGGCCCGGCGCUGUUCGUCUGGUCAGCUGCAGCCCCCCGACUGGCCCGCCAACCCGAGAUCCAGAAAGUCCGAGUGGGUCUGA